Molecule: messenger RNA, 2094 nt
Organism: Talaromyces proteolyticus
Lineage: Eukaryota; Fungi; Ascomycota; Eurotiomycetes; Eurotiales; Trichocomaceae
Product: mitochondrial distribution and morphology proteins-domain-containing protein
Exons: 3
Coding region: 1-2094 (697 amino acids)
Biological process (GO): mitochondrion inheritance
Cellular component (GO): mitochondrial inner membrane
Source: RefSeq, a predicted model, not a curated record
AUGUCUCUCAAUAUUGGACACAGGCUUGGUGUCUUCAGGCAAUCGGCGGGCCUAAAUUUGUCUCGAGACCUUCGAGCAAAAUCAUAUAUAUUUCCUCUAUCUCCAUCGAGGCUCAAUCACACCGCUCAAAGUCUUCCUCUCCCACAAAACCGUACAAAGACACGAUCUCGAGAAAGUCGCCGGAUAAACUCGAAAAUCGCCUCCGGUAGUUUACUUAUACUGUGCGCCAACUCAGUAACUGAGACUGGAACUACUUGCACAGCAUCCAGCGGCAACAAUAUAUGUGCAAGAAAAUUACAUCAUACCACGAAGCAAGGCACAGUGGGAAGCUUAGCGCGGCGACUUUGGAAGCGAACAAUCCACACGCAACAUAACAAGCCAGGCGAGGAUGCAGACAAUGGAUCGACUACCAACAAGAUACUGAAUCAACAAACAAAAGAUAGAGAACCCGCUUCCCUCAAUAGAAAUCUCCGAGAGCGCUUACCUACCUUACAUCAUUUCCAUCGGCCUACAAAGGAGGAAUUACUAGCAGCAGCAACUGGUUUCUGGUCAAGACUGCGAGUCAGAUUUAAGUGGUUUUCUAUUAGAAGUGUGCGGCCGUUCACUUUGGAUGAAAUUGGUGCUCUCUUCUCAUGGGUGCUUCUUGGGCAUAUUCUCUGGAUCAUUCUCGGAACAACGACUUUCUUCUCCUUACUAAUUUUCGCUAUCAACACAGUCUUUGCACAAGAAACUCUUGCUCGUUGGGUUGGUAAUUACCUGACAAAAUCCUCGGGUGUUAAGGUUGUAUUUGAGUCUGCUAUUGUGCCCAAGUGGAGAGAUGGAGUCAUCACAUUCAAAAACGUUUUCGUCUCCCGUCGACCCGGGCAUGGUGAAGGGCGUGUGAGCAAGGGGUCUUCAAAAACGGCGGCUGCCGCGGCCGCGGCCGCUGCUGCUUUGAGUGAGCCUAAAGAGUCUGAUAUGGAUCAUGCAGCGGACGAAGAGGAUACCAAUUACACCCAAUUUGAUGUCUCCAUCGACACGGUUAAUGUUACUCUUUCUUUUACAAAGUGGCUUAAUGGCAAAGGUCUUCUGCGCGACGUGGAAGUGAGAGGAAUAAGGGGUGUUAUCGAUCGCACACACGUCCAUUGGACUAACACGGAUCUUGACCCGAAGUCUUACCGCCAUGAACACAAUCCAGGCGAUUUUGAAAUUGACUCUUUCAAAAUGGAAGACCUGCUAGUGACAAUCUACCAACCCAAUAACUUCCGACCAUUUUCAGUCAGUAUAUUUUCAUGUGAUCUUCCACAGCUCAGAAAGCAGUGGCUUUUCUAUGAUUUUAUGUCCGCAAACAUGAUUUCCGGCUCCUUUGAUAACUCGCUAUUCACGAUUCACCCUCGCCAAACACAUAGUUUCACCGGUGCUCAGCUGAACAUUAAUGGUGAAGAAAAUGGAGGAACAAGUCCUUGGAAAAAGCAGAGCAGAAUCAGGAUUGACGGUCUUAACAUUGAUCACUUGAACCGUGGAGUUGAAGGGCCAUUUUCCUGGAUACAUGAGGGGGUUGUAGAUAUUGUCGCCGAUAUAAUGUUUCCUACGGAUGACAGCGAAGGUUUGGCGAAAGUUGUCUCAGAUUUCUAUGACAGAUUUGAAGCCACUGUGACUUCCAAUCGAUCUUCCUUGGAGGAAAAUAAUCAAUUCCAAGAUGGUCAACCUCAUAUUCCGCCCCUCUUGACGAGUGGUGAAGAAGAGAAAAGGUUUCUUGUGACAGAUCUACGGAUUCACCUAACAAAUGUGCGAGCUGUUGUUCCAUUGUUCACCAGAGAUCUCUCAUACAUAAACAACGCUCUCAUUCGUCCGAUUGUGGCAUACAUAAACUCUCGGCGCACCUUCAUUCCGGUGAAUUGUCGGCUCAUCAAAAGGCUCAGCGAUUUUGAUGGGAGCUGGACUGUUUUUGACAGCGGCUUGAUGGAUGAUCUUUCUGCCGCGACAUAUGAUGCAUUUGCGCGGGAUGUAGUGGACGAACAAGCCCGUACACGACGCUUCAAGAAAGUUGGUUUCUGGUCAUUACAACUUGCCGCCCAAGCCCUAUUCUUAGGAAUGGCUGGAAAUAUUGUUUGA